Messenger RNA from Colossoma macropomum (tambaqui), 1585 nucleotides. Its product is annotated as inhibitory synaptic factor 1. Bases 476 to 1330 code for a protein of 284 amino acids. Gene Ontology annotation, cellular component: postsynaptic density. The record is from RefSeq and is a predicted model, not a curated record. The transcript has 3 exons. Lineage: Eukaryota; Metazoa; Chordata; Actinopteri; Characiformes; Serrasalmidae. Gene Ontology annotation, biological process: inhibitory postsynaptic potential.
AGCAGUGAACUAAAGCCUGCCUUCCUGGUUGGAGCUGUUUGAGCUCUAACUGCUGGAGAUGAGAGAUGCACUACACAGAGCGCAGAGCGCAGAGCACAGACGGAGCACAGCAGAAACCACACUCACUCUCAGCAGCCUCUUAUGGACACCGGAGCUUAGACUUGGACAGUUAGGUUAAUGCCAAAGCUGGAGCACUGCCACAGCAAUGAAAAACUGCAAAGGAUGGAUGCUGGAAGGGAUGUUUUAGAAAAGUGAAGCAGGCGCUGCUUGGAAAUGAAUGAUGAUGAUUUUCUCUGAAAAGCUGUGAUGUUUUGCAGAGCUCUUCUCUUCUCUCUUCCUCUUACGUGUCAUAUGGGACACACUCAGCCUCUCAGCCUCCCUCAGCCUCCCUCAGCCUCUCUCAGCCUCUUUCAGCCUCUCUGCUGGAUUCUGUUUUGUGACUUCAUCUCUUCGCUCUCAGUCUACUUGAAGAAGCAUGACUGGAUAUGUAGCGGCUGAAUUGCUCCGAGAUGGGUUUUUCCGCUUCUGCUCAUGGGAAAAUGUAGUCACUGGUACAAGUCUGAUGUUCCAGAGCACUCUGCUAGGACCCCUGAGCCAGACUGACGGUCCGGAUCGCAGGCAGCGCAUCCGCAGCCACAUCAGGAUGGUGAUGGAACAGCUGGAGGAAGUUCUGAUUGAGCUGAAGGAUGUGGCCAGAGAGCUCAGAGAGGUAGUGACUCAAAUUGACAAACUGACAGCUGACAUUGAUCUGGACACAGAAGACGACCCAGAGGAGGACAAAGUGACCCUGGCUUGCAGCAGUAGCAGCAGUGAGAGAGCACUGGGGGACCUGUUGAAAGCAGAGGCUUUUUCUAAUAACCGUGACCUACAUCACUUAUUAUAUUACCCUCUCCUAGACACUGCUAAGAGACAAGAAACAGUCCUGCAUCGGAGGAGCUGUGGAGACUUACCUGCUCUAAAUGGACCCAUAAAGGUCCCCUACAGUCCAAAGGCUUCCUGGCUCUUUGGCAGUGGAGAGAAAAUCCACUACUGUGAUAAAGCAUUGUAUCAUGCACUGUGCUGUGAUGAUGAUGAUUUUGAUGAAGAGAGUGGAGGCAGGAGAUCCUCCAGGUUCUCCUCCAAUGACUCUGUUUUCUCUUCUUCUCCGCCACGGCCUCUGAGAGUGGAGGCCUUGACGCCCCGGUCGGCCCGAAAAUGUCAUCUCAGCCCAGGCUCAAAGAAAAAAGUGCUGCGAAGCUGCAGCACUCAAACAGUUUCAGAUAAGAGCACACAAACUCCAUUUCCUUACAGUCCUGCCCGGCAAAGAGCUUCAAGUGACCACAAGCACUAAAACACCUCGCAAAUGUCCCACUGCUGAUAUGAGCUUUGACUUUGAACUGUUCAAUGUAUAUUUAUCUAGAAAAUGUUAAUGCUACAUCUAUCAGAAAUACUUAAUUGCACAUCAACUUCUUGCUAAUAAAUUCAUGCAGUUAGCUAUUUUUUCCCUUAUUUUUAGUGUUUAAGAUGUACUAGUUUUUAAAUGAUGUUUUUUGGUUGAAAGUAUAAUAUUCCAAUUCCCAAGUAAUAAAUCUACCCUGAAAUUUGA